AUGUCACCCAGAAUCUCGCGCUCUCAGCGCUUAAUGGUCGUCAUUGCAAUUUCCUCUGCCUUCUUUGUGUCGGAGAUCUCAGUUGGUUUUUACACACAUUCCCUGGCUUUGGUGGCCGAUGCAUUCCAUUACUUGAGCGACCUGAUAUCCUUCAUUGUUGCCUUUCUAGCUCUCAGAGUAUCUGAGGCCGAUGACUCGCCCAAAGCACUCUCUUUCGGAUGGCAGCGAGCCCAGUUGUUGGGCGCCUUUUUCAACGGAGUCCUUCUGUUCGGGCUCGGUAUAUCGGUCUUUCUGCAGUCCAUUGAGCGAUUUAUCUCGAUAGAGCGCGUCGAGAAUCCUAAAUUCAUGUUUAUCAUGGGUUCUAUCGGCCUAGGACUCAACCUGAUCAGUGCGACCUUUCUUCAUGAGCAUCACCACCAUGGACAUGAUCACGACCAUCCAGCUCGAGCCAUGAUAGAGGUCCCGGCGUCAAGCACAGAAGAUAGCGAUGGGCAAGAGAGGCCUGAAAGUCCCGGGCAUGACAAUCAUAAACAUGUUCUACACACAGCUCAGCCCGUCGCUCAUUCACACGACCUGGGAAUGAUGGGGGUUUUGGUCCAUGUUCUCGGCGACGCAGCCAACAACCUUGGAGUGAUGGCCGCGGCAUUGGUGAUCUGGCUGACCCAUUACGAGGGUCGGUACUAUGCUGAUCCAGGAACGACUAUGGGAAUCUCAAUCAUGAUCAUCCUCUCCUCGUUCCCGCUUAUGCGACGAGCCGGUCUCAUCUUACUUCAGAGCGCACCGAAUGGAGUCGAUGCCGAAGACGUGAAGCAUGACUUGGAAAAGAUCCCCGGCGUGUUGUCGGUUCAUGAGCUUCACAUUUGGCAGUUGAAUCAGCAGAAAACACUAGCAUCUGUCCAUGUAAUGGUGUCGGACAGCUCGGUCCCGGCCUUUUUGAGGUUGACCAAGACGAUCAAUGAAUGUUUCCAUGCAUAUGGAAUUCAUUCAACCACAAUCCAGCCAGAGGUGGUGCAUCCGGGAGCGAUCAGCAGCCUAGAGUCAGAGGGAUUAGAGAAAUGUCAAGUCGUAUGUGGAACAAUGUGUGCAGGAUUGACCUGCUGCGGAUAG
Messenger RNA from Aspergillus aculeatus ATCC 16872, 1107 nucleotides. Its product is annotated as putative di-, tri-valent inorganic cation transporter. Bases 1 to 1107 code for a protein of 368 amino acids. Lineage: Eukaryota; Fungi; Ascomycota; Eurotiomycetes; Eurotiales; Aspergillaceae. Gene Ontology annotation, biological process: zinc ion transmembrane transport; intracellular zinc ion homeostasis. The transcript has 9 exons. Gene Ontology annotation, molecular function: zinc ion transmembrane transporter activity. The record is from RefSeq and is a predicted model, not a curated record. Gene Ontology annotation, cellular component: membrane.